UUACUCGUGAACUUAGUAGUAGACCAAUUUGUUGCGUAUGUGAUGAAUCAGGUACACUUGUUUUUCUUCCAAUACUCUGUCAGUUAAAUUAAGAACACUUCACUUUUUUCAGAGAAGAAGAUACAAGUCAGUCAAGAAAAUGGCUUUUGGAAGUCUGAUUAUAUUUUUAAUGUUCCUCAGCAAAGCUACAUUUGAAGAGCUGUGCCCCUUGCAUCGUUCCAUUGAUGUACUUGAAGGAGAAUAUUUUUUUCUUUGCUUCCCUGGAUCAAUACAAGAGAUUUUCCCCAGUAAAACGUACACAGUGACCUGGUUCAAAGAAAGUAAAGGGAAGGUGAAUUUGAUCCAAGAAACACAGAGACUUGUUUUAAGUGGGAGACUUCUGGAGUUCUGGCCAAUUGAACUUGGUGAUCUGGGGAAUUACACUUACAGACUCAGCAAUGGAACAUAUAAUGUCACAUCACAAAAGUGGUCUCUGAAUGUACUCAAAAGAAGUAAAGACAGUUGUUUUAACACAAAUCAUUCAUCCAUGCAAGUUAAUGAUGCUGGAAGAAGUUGUACAUUGAAAUGCAGUGCUGUGCCCCACAGUAAAAAUGUCACCAUAAUGUGGUACAAGAACUGUAACAUUUAUGACUCUGCAAACAAGGAGGAACUGAUUUUUUUAAACUUAACAGUUGAAGACUCUGGGAAUUACACAUGUGUGGUUUCACUUAGUUAUGCAAGAAGGGCAUUCAACGUCACAAGUACAACAGAGCUGAUGGUGGCAGACGAUGCAGCUGAAAUUGUUAAAUUGGAAAUAAUUGAACCUGAAGAGACUUAUGUCAAAGCACAAAUAGGUAAAGAGGUGACACUCAACUGCACAGUUUUCUUGGGUUACUCAGGUGCUGCCAGUUUUGAGUAUACCCUGUACUGGGCAAACAAAAAUAUAAAUUCCUGUUCAGAGAGUACUAAGGAGGAAUAUUCAAUAUGUGAAAAGGAAGAUGUUGUUUUUAAUUCAGGAAACAAGAAGUAUGUCUCAAAACUAUUGUGGAUUAAAACAGUUAAAGAAGAGGACUUCAAUUCUAACUAUACCUGCCUCUUGAAAACUCCAAAUAAAUCACGGGUUAAAAAUUUUACAUUGAAGAAAGGGAACCCUCCAGAUCUCCCUCCACACGUAUUUACUACUGGAAUAAUCAUGACUAUAUUCUCGUCACUUGUUGCUGUGCUCCUGGCAGUUCUUUCUGUAAUAUUCAGAGUUGACUUAGUUUUAUUUUACAGAGACAUCACUGGAAAAGAUGAUACUGUAGGAGAUGGUAAAGAAUAUGAUGCUUUUGUGUCUUACCUGAAAGACUCCAUACCUACCAAUGUAGAAGAAAGAAAAUUUGCUCUGGAGAUAUUGCCCAGGACACUAGAACAACAGUUUGGAUACAAAUUAUGUAUAUUUGAGCGGGAUGUAUCUCUUGGAGGAGCUGUUGUUGAUGAUGUCCAUUCAUUUAUUGACAAAAGCAGAAGAUUAAUCAUUAUACUGAGCCGGAACUACAUUUCAGACAGAGUCAUGUAUGAACUUGAGACUGGACUGCAUAAGGCACUAGUUGAAAGGAAAAUUAAAAUAAUAUUAAUUGAAUACAUGCUUAUAAGUGAUUAUAAUUUCCUGCCAAAAUCACUGGAGCUUCUACCAUCCAGGAGAGUUGUAAAGUGGAAAGAGGAUAAGUCUCUUCCUUUGAAUUCCAGAUUUUGGAAGAAUCUACGGUACCUAAUGCCAGCGAAAGCUUCCACAUCAAACAUGAGAAGUCACAAUGAUUCUGUGAGCCCUACUUCAGAAGAAGGAACUCAAGCAACAUCUGUGUAUUGGGAGUCUAAAACAUUCUUAUAGCCAAAAACUGAAAAAGAAACAUGCUGCAGAAAUGAGCUCAUGAUGUUACUUACAUGAAAGAUACUAAGUGUGCAUGUUUUAGGGAGGCGACAUGGUCUAGUGACUAGAGCACUGGCGGGGACUUGAGAUGAUAAAGCAAAUCCUCAGCUUGUAUACAUUGUCAUAGUCCAGAGAGCUAGGUUAUCCCUGCCCCUCACUCCUUGGGGCUAUGACAGUUUACACAAACUGGGGAACUGCCCUAAGAAUUCUAAGUUCACUGUGCCUUGGAUUCAUUGUGUGACAUGGGGCACAUCAAAAACCUUUCUGUUUCAGUUUCUUCAUUUCUCAUAGAAAGACUUUCUACAUACACACAUUUGUGCAGCCAUUUAAGGCCUCUGAAUAUUCUAUAUUUUCAAAGUAUUAUUAUUUACAAAUAUGAGUUAUUAUUUAUGCUUUCUGUUGAGCUAGCAUGUAAGGAUUCCAGUCAGGGAUCAGAGCCAUAUUGUACGAGGCACUAUACAAACAAAUAACACAAAGACUGUUUCUGCAGUAAUUAGUUCAAUAUCUAGGAUUUAGAUAAUAUAAUACAGGUGAAUAAAGUGACAAAUCAGGGGAGGGAAUUAAUGGGUUGAAAGAAGAGGACAGGAGGACACGAUAAAAGCGGAAAGCUGGUGUAUUUGCAUAUAUUAAUUCUAAUCGUAGUCUGACUAGUUACUGGUGGUCACUGCCCAGACUGGUAGAGCCCUACAAACCUGCGGAUAUCAGUUUUAUAUCUGUGAGUAUCUGCAUAUGAGGAUACGGAUACAGUUCAUUUUUUGCAGAUAUGGAUGUGAGUACGAAUUUUGUAUGUAGAACCCUGCAAAUGUGUGGAUAUAUGAUUUAUAUCCAUGGAUAUCCACAUCUGUAGAUGUCAAUAUAGAUAUUCACAGCUCAUUUUUGUGGAUACAGAUGCAUAUACAAAUUUUGUAUCGGCACAGGGCUCUACUGACCACUGCCAGAUGGUAGUUUUUAGGAGGCAUCAUGGCAAAGCAAUACUCUCUUGCUGAGUGAUAUUCAGCUCAGAGUACUCUGAACAGCUGUUAAAAUGAAUGCAAUUAGGAAUACCACUUUCUCCAGAUAUGCCAAUAGGUACGACUUGUAUCUGAGCUGCUUCCAGAUGAGACAGUGGAGUUGAGGGGGGUCUGAAAUAUUUUCCCCACUCUUUAUUAAAAUAAUUCCAAUAUCUAGGUUACCAAUCUUGGUACUCCUGUGCCUUGGUACUGAGAAUAUUUCUUUAAACUAGGUCAGAUUGGCAGUAUUUUAUACAGAUUUUCACAGAUGUAAAUGGUCACAUAAGGCAAAAGACAGUGGUGAAUCUAGACCUCUAUUUUGGCUUCUAGAAUAGCCGAUCUUCUAGGCUUAUCCAGUAUUUACAAGAUUCAAGUACAUAGCUGUGCAGUUGCACUUUGUCAGGAUUUUUGUGAUUAUGUUUUUGAACAUGGCUUUCAGAUAUGCACCUGAUAAUUUCUUUUUAACCAUGCAAGACUUGAAGCUCAUUUGAAUUAUUUAUUAAUUUACUUGACUUUGUUCAACCUGAUGUUCCUAAAUCUUGCCACUUAGUAAAAUGUUCUUGCCCACUUUAUGUCAGAUGUAGAACCCAUGGGGAAUUUGCAAUCAACAUUGUUGGGAUAUGUAAAAAUUAGUAGGGGUCUGGGAAAACUAUACAUCAGAGGGUGGGGUCUAGCCAGAAUAGGCAUUGCAUUGACCUUUAAACAUGUUUUUCCCCUUUGUCCUGGCAGCCCUGGAAGACGGUUGCACUGAACAGUGUCUUGUUUUGUCUUUGCACAUGUCUGUAAAAGACAUUUUCAGGGUUGAAGUGCUUUCCCCACCCUAUAAACUGCUGAUUAAGACAAUAUGUAAUGCUGAUUCAAUUAAAAACCAGUAAACAACAUACAGGGGUGGGUAUAAUUGUAUUCAUCACCUACUUAUUAAUAUUCAUUGUGUAGGAGUUAAGAUUACUAAAUAAGGUUUUAGGGAAAGUAGUGAUAGACGUGUGAAUUAACAUACUAAAACAGAUUAAAGGUUGUAAUUGUUGCCAAUUUGUUGCUACUCGGACCUUGUGUUGAAUGUCUGAGGUAAACGUGUGUAUGCAAUAAAGCACU
Molecule: messenger RNA, 3969 nt
Organism: Pelodiscus sinensis (Chinese soft-shelled turtle)
Lineage: Eukaryota; Metazoa; Chordata; Testudines; Trionychidae
Source: RefSeq, a predicted model, not a curated record